AUGGAGACCACAAGUCAGGAGCGUCAUGACAGAAAGUCUAAUAAAUCUUCCGGUCUUUCAGCUUUGAUGGCUGCCUGUCAACAGGAUGAUGAGGCUGCAGUUAGAAUAAUUAUACAGGAAAAGCGACAUUUGGUGACUACUCGAGAUAAAAGUGGGAAAACAGCUCUUCAUUACUGUACAGGAAACAAAGACAUAACCUGUGCUGACUUCGUAUUAAAGACAGAACCAAGCCUGAUAAAUAAACAAGACGAAGAAGGCUACACAGCUCUUCACCUAGCGGUGAUAAGUGGAAAUAUAUUAAUGACAAAGUAUCUCAUUGACAAAGGUGCUGAUGUUAAUAGUGUAGACAACGAACUGCACUCUUGUGUCCAUUGGGCAACGGUGUGUGGUGAGCUCGAUUGUUCAGACAUCUUAAUAAAUGCUGGUGGUAACCCUAAUACACCCGACGUCCACGGGGCUUAUCCGAUCCACUACGCUUCUCAGAUGUGUGGGCCUGACAGUGACAUGGGUAAUAAUGUGACGCUAGGCCUUUCUGUCCUGCACAAGCUUUUGGACAGAGGUGUGGCCGUUGAUGUGCAAGACAAAGAUGGCCGUCAACCGUUACUGUGGGCAGCGAGUGCAGUAAAAAUGAAUUAUUCCUCAGGAAGCAGUGACGCCAUUGUUGCCUUGGUGAAUGCUGAUGCUUCCGUGAUGGCUGAAGACAAGGACGGCUUGACAGCUCUACACUGUGCAGCUAGCCGGGGUCAUGUGGGUUGUGUGGAGACCUUGAUUAAUUUGUGUGGUGCUGAGGUUGACACUAGCGACAAUAAUGGAUGUACAGCUCUGUUCUACGCCGUCACAUUAGGUUACGCUGAUUGUACACAACUAUUGUUACAAUAUGGCGCUGAGCCUAAUCUACAAGACCGAAAAGAAAGAACAGCUGCUCACUGUGGAGCUGCGAAAGGCCAACUGGAGACUUUAAAGAUCCUGGGAGCCAAAGGUGGAAACCUGUGGAUGACCAACAUGCGUGGGGACAUACCGCUACACGAAGCUGUCCAGUCAGGCAGGAAAGAUCUUGUGCUGUGGUUGCUUUCCUUGAAGCCCAGCGCCGUCAAUGCUCAAAAUCAUAAUGGCCGAACAGCACUUCAUAUUGCGGCCAUCACUGACAACAUAGAAAUCUGCAACAUUCUUUUGGACUACAAAGCCAACAUCAACGCCGUCUUGCGGACAAACAAAGGUCAGCUAAUGACUCCAUUAGACGUAACCUUGCGGAGAGGUAAUAAAAGUUGUGCAAAAUACCUUCAUCUACACGGAGCACUACCAGCCAGUAGACUACUAGAGAACAAGGAUAUUAUUCGCUCAUUUGGCCCUUGGAAGAAGCUCCGAAUCAACGAAUUACACCAGCUAAAGGAAACUUGUCUUCAGUUGGAAUCAGUUUGGAAUCGAGUUUUGAUGAGAAAAGGACACGAUCAGAGUCCGUGCAGACUGACAUGA
Molecule: messenger RNA, 1473 nt
Organism: Limulus polyphemus (Atlantic horseshoe crab)
Lineage: Eukaryota; Metazoa; Arthropoda; Merostomata; Xiphosura; Limulidae
Product: serine/threonine-protein phosphatase 6 regulatory ankyrin repeat subunit A-like
Exons: 9
Coding region: 1-1473 (490 amino acids)
Biological process (GO): protein localization to ciliary inversin compartment
Cellular component (GO): ciliary inversin compartment
Molecular function (GO): protein binding
Source: RefSeq, a predicted model, not a curated record